Molecule: messenger RNA, 2409 nt
Organism: Trichoderma virens Gv29-8
Lineage: Eukaryota; Fungi; Ascomycota; Sordariomycetes; Hypocreales; Hypocreaceae
Exons: 1
Coding region: 242-2050 (602 amino acids)
Biological process (GO): regulation of DNA repair; negative regulation of transcription by RNA polymerase II; replication-born double-strand break repair via sister chromatid exchange
Cellular component (GO): mating-type region heterochromatin
Molecular function (GO): NAD+ binding; histone deacetylase activity, NAD-dependent
Source: RefSeq, a predicted model, not a curated record
GAUGUAGCUGGAAGACAGCAGGAGUCACAGCUGAAGAGAAGGAACAACUAAAGACCGAGAAAAAAAAGGAAGUCGGAAUUUUAUCAGCUGCGAGAUGGUCUAGUCUGGGGUCGCGGUGCACCUGAAUUUUCUCUUUUUGGACGACCUUGCGCGUUCUUGCUACCACCCUCUCUCCCUUUCCCCUUCCCCUUCCCUCUCUUUUCACCACAAAAGAUCGAUCGACUUCAGUUCCAACUACACCAUGGAUGACCCUUCAAGCCCUCUAUCUUCGCCUCGCGGCUCCAUGCGCGAGUCGCCAUCGUCGCCCCUCUCGACUCUCUCAAAUACGCCCUCCCUGCCCGAUAUCUCAGUUUCUGCCGUUGACCUUUCAAGGCGCUAUCCCUCGCCCAUGUCUACGACUGCCUCGGGAGCUCAAUCCCCUAUGAGAAUAACGGCCACCAUCAGUCUUGGUCAGCCUAUAUAUGACAAUGAUUCCUCGAAGAGCGCGGAUGACGAGCAACCCCCAGCAAAAAGACGCAAGGUCUACCAGCCUAAAGAACGUACAACAGAAUACUUAAACUACAUGAACAAGGAGGACAAGGACAUGACAGAGGCAGAAAAGGCUCAGGAAAAGAGACUGAUUGCAGCCUUGCGGAAAAAGAAGAAGAUUGUCGUCAUUGCUGGCGCGGGUAUUUCCGUGUCAGCGGGUAUUCCUGAUUUUCGAUCAUCCUCAGGUCUUUUUGCGCGUGCGAAAAACCAGCAUAAUAUGAAGGGCUCAGGCAAACACCUAUUUGACGCGUCUGUCUACCGGCACGAUUCGUCGACUCAGUCUUUCCACACCAUGGUCCGAGAAAUGGAUGAAAUGUCCAAGAAGGCGAACCCUACUGCGUUUCACCGCCUGCUGGCAUCACUGGCCCAAGAAGGACGGCUGCUGCGACUCUACUCCCAGAAUAUUGACUGUCUCGACGUGAGCAUGAAACCGCUUGCUACCGAGAUCCCGUUGCCCCUCAAGGCCCCCUGGCCGGCCACCAUCCAGCUACACGGUGGAUUGCAGAACAUGGUUUGCAGCAAAUGUGGCCACUUGGAUAAAUUCAACAGGGAACUGUUUGAUGGCCCGGAGGCUCCAUUGUGCGCGGCAUGCACAGUCGACGACCAAGUUAGAACAAGGCACGCAGGAAAGCGAAGCCACGGCAUUGGGCGUCUGAGGCCUCGAUUUGUUCUCUACAACGAAUACAACCCGGACGAAGAGGCUAUUGGAAACGUUUCUAGUGCCGACUUGAAGGCUCGGCCGGAUUGUGUCAUUGUCGUUGGAACGACUCUCAAGGUUCCGGGCACGAGGAGACUGGUCAGGGAGAUGUGCCAGGUUGCGAGAGGCCGAAGAGAUGGUCUCACAAUCUGGAUCAAUACCGACGCGGAGCCCAAGGACGCGUUAUUCAAAGACUGUUGGGAUCUUGUUGUGCGCUCUCCGUGCGAUAAAGUGGCUUACAUGGCGGCUCUACCCCCGUGGGAUUGCGACAUUGGCAACGAUUAUCUUGUGUCUACAGAGCAGCAUAGCCAAAACCAGGAACGUCUCAAGAACACCAAACUUGAGGUUGCACUGCCUCUCAGCCAACCCAAUGCUGAGCAUGAUCCUGGCCUGGACGCUAUUCCCACGCCACGACCUAGCCCCAAGCUUGCGGCGAAGAAGCAGAUCAAGCUCGCCCUCGGGAGAGAACCACCACAGAACGGCAAACAAGCCAAGGCAGCGAAGCCGCGUUCACGAAAGGCGAAGGCGCCCCCCAAGCCCAAGGCGCCUCCCAAAAACGCAGUCACGGAGACGUUCAAAGCCGUCAAGAAUGUCUCCAAGGGAAAGACGGCAAAGAAGCUCGAUGAACGCCCUCAGCCAUUGUCGCUGCCGCCUCUGAAAAUAGAUCCUCUGAGAGUAGAACUUGACUUCUCCUCUGAUGCUCCAUUGAACAAUUUGAACUCUCUACCUCCCUCCACACCCGUUGGAACCUCAGAUCCGUAUAAGAGGGAGACGAUAUCUCCCAAGUCUAUUCCUCACAACAUGCGAAAUUUAAUUGAUUGCUGAGCUAAGGCUACGCAACGUUAGUUAGGUUGUAUAAAUGGCAUUGGUAAAAUGGCGUUUUCCCCAUGGGGGGAUGAAGAAAGAGCGGUUUGAAGCUAUACAGCAGGGGAUUCCGGAUUUGGGUAUAUACAUGAUUAGGCUGGGGUUAUGGCUGGGUCAAGGGGCCAAAGCAUACAAAUAAUGGUAAACUUAUGCUCAUGAUAAAGUAUCAGGCAUCUACUUGACGUAGAGGAAAGCCAAGGUUUAUGCAGAGUUGGUUUUGACAAAGCACAAUUAGGCGGGAAAAGAAGUACAGCAACAAUGACAGAUUUAAUACCAAUUAUAUUCAUUCAGAGACGGGUGGCUACACCGUCUUGGAAGCU